AUGACAUCUACUCAAAUUCUUCUCGUAUUCUUAGCACUACUGCGACAUCGAGUUCAUGCUGAGCAGUGCUAUGUAGGAGAUAAGCACGUUAGAAAAUUAGAAACGUUCCGCCCAACGUGUUCUUUUACAAUCAUAUCUCCAAGUGAGAACUGUACUAGACCGACGAAUAUGAAUUUUGGUUCAGUGAAUCACCUGAUACCGCCGGGGCAAGAUUGGCUCUGCUACCAUACAACCAUCAAGUUGCGUUGUUUUUGUCGUGGAUAUCUCUGUAAUGGUGAAACGAACAUAAAGAAAAUUCUCGCACAAGAACUUGGAGGAGCAACUAAGGAGAUGCAAAAGAUUAUUUUCUGUUUUCUUUCUACGAGUAGAGGUAAAGAAUUGAACGGAAACCACACGAAAGAGUCUAACGGGGACAAAAAUGACACCAAAGACCACCUACUGCUUGAACUGGCAGGAAAAAUCACUAGAGAUAUAGAAAACGAGGCAAAAAACAGACGUGCUAGAAGAGAAGAGAAAAAAAUGAACACUCGCUUCAUUUGGUUUCUCGUACUCACCGUUAGUGGAGUCAUCGUCAUUGCAGUGGAUAUCGUGCUAGUUAUUUGUAUUUUUAUACUCGCGAUAAAAAACAAAAAAGAAGAGGAAUCUGUGAAAGAGAAGGAGGAAUCUAAGAAGUCGAGAAAAACUAUGGAUGAAUUCUCGUUGUCAGAUAUUUCAUUAAGCGGCUAUGCUGUACAGUGUUAUGUGGGAUCUAAUGGCUACGUAGAAAAAGUGCACGUCAACGAUCCAUUCUGCACUUUCACGAUCAGAUAUGACAGUGAUACAUGCAAUAGUGAACCGAGUGUAGUGCUAGCAUAUCACGGUCAAGAUGAUAUACUAGAGGAUGAUAAUGCGUGUUACCAUGAAAAGAAUAUGAUCAGCUGCCUUUGUUUCGGACAUUUGUGCAACGAUGCAGUUAAUCAUAAGGAGAUUUUGGCGAUGGAACUCACUAAAGAGACAACUAAACCGUUGAGAACUCUUAUCACAUGCUAUUUAUUAUUCAACCACGGCAAAGCUGCAUUCGCUAACGAAAAAAAGGAAGGAAAUCCCUCUUCGGAUACCACGGAUAUAACAAGGUCGUCCACAGAAGAUUGGGGCCAUAACAGAAACAAGCAGGAUAAAGGAGCUCCAAAAGAAAGGGUAGAAUUGGCGCGUACAGGAACGAGCUCGAACCUCUUGUUAUUUGUCGUAAUCGGUGAAGCAGCACUGAUGUUGAUCUUCUUGCUGAUAUUUAUAGUUGUUGUUAUUGUCGUUAUUAUUCCAAAGAAGAAAAAACCAAAAGAAAAAUCAAAGAAAAAAUCGAAGAAGGAGAAGGGAAAGAAAUGGGACAACACUGAAAAAUCCACAUGUGAUACAGAGGACUCAAAUUUGUCGAAGAAGAAAAAGAAAAAAAUCCCAUCCUGUUCAUCUGAUCUUCGCUAUAAUCAAAUAUCGUACGCGCAAAAACUUGCAAGAGGUGAAAUUCGUUAUCCAACACAUGAAAACGUGGACGAAAAUGGAAGCAUGUCAAUGGAACGAGAAUCAUCACCACCGCUAAGAAGUGAUCGCGUGGAAAGAACUAAAAGUGAUGACAAGAGUGGAGAAGAAGCGUAA
Molecule: messenger RNA, 1629 nt
Organism: Necator americanus (New World hookworm)
Lineage: Eukaryota; Metazoa; Nematoda; Chromadorea; Rhabditida; Ancylostomatidae
Exons: 15
Coding region: 1-1629 (542 amino acids)
Source: RefSeq, a predicted model, not a curated record